AUGAGGAAACAGGCAAGUUUUGGCCCAUCAGAGAAGUUGGACAUCACAUGGAUCAUGUUCGCAUUAUGGGCUCACAAGAUGGACUUCCGGUGGUUGGAGUAUUUUAUUUACUGCAAAGAUUCGCUUGUGAAAGGUUUGAACUCAAAUGACCAAGAUGUCCUCAAGAAGUCCAUGCAGCAAGCUGACCAACUUAUUGCGAAACACCAGCCUGGGAAAGCAGAUGAUGGCUCCACUGAUGCUUAUGAUGGAGAUGAAAUCCACACAAAAACAGGAUUUAAUCGGACAGUCAUCAGUAAGGCUGACCCAGAUGAAGAGGGGAUUACAGGCCCAAGUGUUGAAACUGGCCUGAAUCAGGAUGCUUUCCUGGCUGCCAUGGAAACUGAUGCCAAGAGAGCAGAGCGACGACGAGUUAGAGAGAAGGAGGCUCUGGUAAUAAAGGAGAAAGGAAAUGCUGAGUUCAAGGCAGGCAGCUAUGACAAGGCACUGGAGUUGUACUCACAGGCAAUAGACAAGGUGCGGGACAGCACUGCGUUAUACACCAACCGUGCUCAAACCUACAUCAAACUGGGACGAUACAAGGAAGCCCUCACAGAUUGUGACUGGGCCCUCAGAGUGUCCCCAGCAUGUCUGAAGGCCUACAUCCAUGCUGGCCGGGCCCACCUAGGUCUUCAAGAGUAUGCCAAGGCUCGAGACUUUUACAAUCAGGCCUUGCAGCAGGAUCCAAAGAAGGAAAGCAUUAUUAAAGAGUACCUGUCAGAAGUGGACAGAGCUGAGCAGACGGCCAAGGAGGAACAGACGGCACAGGACCUGUUUGAGUCAGGAGACAGCAGUGUCAGAGGCUUGGUUGAGACCUUAACGAAAGUGAACAAACCAGACCACCUUCCUCUGUUCUAUAGUGGAGGAUUCCGUGUCAUCUCCAGUCUCAUCACCAGCACUGAGGACAAAACACUCUUCAGAACACAUGGGGGUCUGAUGUUAUCACAAGAUCAUCCAGUGUUUUCAAGGUGCUUGUCUGCCUGUCCUGUGAGUCUGUCUAAAGAUGAAAGAGAUAUGUUGGUGGCUGGUAUUGACAUGUUGACUCAUGUCUGCUCAGAUAAUGAGGUAAAUCAAGAAAAACUUUUUGAGCUACCAAAUAUGUCAGAUCAAAUAAUGCAGCUGCUGGAGGUCAAAUUGAAGGGUCAAGGUCGAAUGUUGAAGUCCUCAUGUGUGAAUCUGUUGUUCACCGUGUCCAUGACCAGUGUUGGACGCCGCAUCAUACACACCAAGUUUGACCUGUCCAGGCUGCUUGUACGUUUGUUCAGUCUGAUGCAGAAGUCGGGGGUGUUGGCUGUGAAGUCUGCUGCCUGCCUCAACAACAUGUCUCUGGACAAAAUGUUCCGCAGUAAGAUACAAGCCAAGAUGGACUCCGAUAUCUUCCCUGCCUUCCAUAAGCUUGUGCACUGUAGUUCCUGCGAGACGGCUGUUCUGGCUAGUGCUGUGACCUGCAUGAUUAACCUGGCCAGUGACAGGGCCAUCAGGGCCAAGAUGGCCGCCUGUAAACAUCUGUGGGAGGAUAGCGUUUACCUGCUGACCCAUCAUCUGGCAAGGUCUAGGACGGACUCUGUUCACCGGGGUAUAGUCAGCGAGGUGCUUGGUUUGUUCCUGCACCUGACAGCCAACACUAGUCCAAAUCUUGCUGAGUUUGCCUGUGUUUUGUGUCAGCAUUGUGUUGAGUUGUGUCGGACAGAGUUGGUGUGUGUCAUGAUCCUGGAGCGAGGUCUGGGACUCCUGAGCCACAUCUUGCCCCAUGCAGCUCCAGCAGUAGAGUGGGCGUGUCAGAACGGGGGACCUGAGUUGUUCCUUCAGCAGAUACGGGGCCAUACCAAGACCAAUAAGAAAUCUGCCUUGAAGUGUCUGACAGCGUGCACUCAAUUAGAUGACUCAGCUCGGGGAUAUGUUGUUAAUAACAAAGGUCUAGGCCUCCUGAAAGACCUCCUGAGUGAUGAAGAUGAGGUGGUUGUAGGUAAUGCGGCCCUCUGUCUCAGUCACUGUGUUGUUGUACCCAAAGCUGCCAAGGUCCUGACAAAGACUGACAUCAUCAAGGAGCUGCUUGUCUUGGCCAGAGACGGGAAACAGUCAGCUGUACAACAGAACUGUGCCAUCCUCAUAGCCAAGCUAACUCAAGGAGACCCAAAACAUCUGGAACGUCUCCGGGAGCUGCAUGGGGUGGAGAUCCUGCACUCAUGUAUGCAGUACAUCAAGUGACAGAUGGGCUGGUUGUGUGUAGCCAUGAUCAUUACUCAACUGAUACUGUUCGCAAGAGAAGAUAAUCACACAUGUCUUGGACAUUAUUCUGAGGUGCUUGUUAGUACUUGGAUAAUCAAAGCCUAUGAUCUGACUUUGUUCAAUGAUCACAUGUGUGUGUGUUGUCUGAAGAAUGCAAUUACAAAUAUAUUGUUUGUAUUGUUCAAUUUUAGUGACAUUAAAUUAUUUUUAGAUCA
Messenger RNA from Haliotis rubra (blacklip abalone), 2480 nucleotides. RefSeq names its product tetratricopeptide repeat protein 12-like. NCBI's taxonomy places the organism in Eukaryota, Metazoa, Mollusca, Gastropoda, Lepetellida, Haliotidae. The record is from RefSeq and is a predicted model, not a curated record. Gene Ontology annotation, molecular function: protein binding.